AUGGAGAUUCGUAGAGAUCGAAAGAUGGAUAAAUUGUGGUUAUCUCAAAAGGAAUACAUUGAUAAGGUCUUCGCUAGAUUCGGAAUGGAAAAUUCAAAGCCCGUGGGUACUCCUCUUGUUGCAUAUUUCAUACUAUCGGCAACAUUAUCUCCAAGUUCAAAUGUUAAAAAAGAAUACAUGUCACAUGUUCCUUAUGCAAGAAAGGAGCUUUGGCAUGCAGUAAAAUGGAUUCAUUGCUAUCUAAGGGAUACAUUAGAUGUAGGUCUGGUGUUUGAUAAAGAUAAAGAGCUUGUUGACAAGGAUAUUGGUUAUAUUGAUGCUGACUUUACAGCUGAAAGUGAUAUCUUGUUACUGAAAAUUGACACCAAGAAGAAUGCUGCAGAUAUGUUGACAAAGCUUAUUCCAUUACAGAAGUUCAAGCUAUGA
Molecule: messenger RNA, 426 nt
Organism: Amborella trichopoda
Lineage: Eukaryota; Viridiplantae; Streptophyta; Magnoliopsida; Amborellales; Amborellaceae
Product: retrovirus-related Pol polyprotein from transposon TNT 1-94
Source: RefSeq, a predicted model, not a curated record